Fusarium poae is the source of this 2229-nucleotide messenger RNA. RefSeq names its product NADH dehydrogenase (ubiquinone) 78K chain precursor, 5-prime end (gene NUO78). The transcript is spliced from 6 exons. The record is from RefSeq and is a predicted model, not a curated record. Gene Ontology annotation, biological process: ATP synthesis coupled electron transport. NCBI's taxonomy places the organism in Eukaryota, Fungi, Ascomycota, Sordariomycetes, Hypocreales, Nectriaceae. Gene Ontology annotation, cellular component: membrane. Gene Ontology annotation, molecular function: NADH dehydrogenase (ubiquinone) activity; iron-sulfur cluster binding. Bases 1 to 2229 code for a protein of 742 amino acids.
AUGCUCCGAAAUACUCUAGCACGUUCGGCUUGGCGGACGAGCCGGCGGGCGGUCAAUGUCUCGCGAACCUUCGCGACGACAAGCCAGCGCCCGGCCGAGGUGGAGCUGACAAUUGAUGGAAAGAAGGUCUCUAUUGAAGCUGGUUCUGCCCUUAUUCAAGCCUGCGAGAAGGCAGGUUCAACAGUCCCUCGAUACUGCUACCAUGAGAAGCUUAUGAUUGCCGGUAACUGCCGAAUGUGUCUGGUGGAGGUUGAGCGAGCACCGAAGCCCGUUGCCUCAUGUGCUUGGCCCGUACAGCCCGGUAUGGUUGUCAAGACCAACUCUCCCCUUACUCACAAGGCCCGUGAGGGUGUUAUGGAAUUCUUGCUGGCCAACCAUCCUCUUGACUGUCCCGUCUGUGAUCAAGGUGGUGAGUGUGAUCUCCAGGACCAGUCUAUGCGUUACGGAGCGGACCGAGGCCGAUUCCACGAGGUUGGCGGCAAGCGAGCUGUAGAGGAUAAGAACAUUGGUCCCUUGAUCAAGACUUCCAUGAACCGAUGUAUUCACUGCACCCGAUGUAUUCGAUUCUCCAACGAUAUUGCUGGUGCCCCCGAGAUGGGCUCCACCGGACGUGGUAACGAUAUUCAGAUUGGCACCUACCUCGAGCAGAACCUGGACACCGAGUUGUCUGGUAACGUUAUCGACCUGUGCCCCGUUGGUGCCCUUACCUCCAAGCCAUACGCUUUCCGAGCUCGUCCCUGGGAGCUGAAGCAUACCGAAUCUAUCGACGUUCUGAACGGUCUCGGCUCCAACAUCCGUGUGGACUCCCGUGGCCUCGAGGUCAUGCGUAUUCUCCCCCGACUUAACGACGACGUGAACGAGGAGUGGAUCGACGACAAGACUCGAUUUGCUUGUGACGGUCUUAAGACUCAACGACUUACCAUGCCUUUGGUCCGCCGUGAGGGUCGCUUCGAGCCCGCCGACUGGGAGGAGGCUCUCACCGAGAUUGGCCGUGCUUACCAAAUUAAGAACCCCCAGGGUAACGAGUUCAAGGUCAUUGCUGGCGCUCUGACUGAGGUCGAGUCUCUGGUCGUUGCCAAGGAUAUGGCAAACAAGCUUGGCUCUGAUAACCUGGCUCUCGAUACCCCUACUGGCAGCCAGCCUCUUGCCCACGGUGUUGAUGUUCGAUCCAACUUCCUUUUCAACUCUCAGAUCUGGGGAAUUGAGGAGGCCGACGCUAUCCUGAUUGUUGGCAGCAACCCCAGACAUGAAGCCGCCGUUCUUAACGCCCGUAUCCGAAAGCAGUGGCUCCGAUCCGACCUCGAGAUUGGUCUCGUUGGUGAGACAUUUGACUCCACCUUUGAGUUCGAGCACUUCGGUGCUGAUCACGCUGCUCUCAAGACUGCUCUCUCCGGUCCCUUCGGCGAGACCCUGAAGAAUGCCAAACGACCCAUGAUCAUCGUCGGCUCUGGUGUCACUGACCACGCUGAUGCUAAGGCUUACUACGAGACCAUUGGUGCUUUCGUCGACAAGCACGCCUCUAACUUCCGAACUGAGGAGUGGCAAGGUUACAACGUCCUUCAACGUGAGGCUUCUCGUGCUGGUGCUUUCGAGGUUGGCUUCACUACUCCUUCGGCUGAGGUUGCCCAGACCAAGCCCAAGUUUGUCUGGCUCCUUGGUGCCGACGAUGUCAACGAGGCCGAUAUUCCUAAGGAUGCUUUCGUUGUUUACCAGGGUCACCACGGUGACAAGGGUGCCCAGAUCGCUGAUAUCGUGCUUCCCGGUGCUGCUUACACUGAGAAGGCCGGUACCUACAUCAACACUGAGGGUCGUGUUCAAAUGACUCGAGCUGCCACUUCUCUGCCUGGUGCCUCGCGAACUGACUGGAAGAUCCUCCGAGCUGCCAGUGAGUUCCUGGGCGCUCCCCUUCCUUACGAUGACGUCGCCAUGGUCCGAGACCGCAUGGUCGAGAUCAGUCCUGCUCUGGCUGCCUACGACGUUGUUGAGCCCGUCGCCCUCCCUGCUCUGAGCAAGGUUCAACUUGUGGACCAGAACAAGGGUGCCAAGGUUUCCGGAGCUCCCCUUAAGAAGGUUAUCGACAACUUUUACUUCACAGAUGUUAUUUCACGAAGCUCUCCCACAAUGGCUCGCUGCUCAGCGGCCAAGGCUACUGGCGAUGCCAGGACAAACUUUAUGGCUCCUGGUAUGGAGGAAGAUAAGCCUAUGGGUCAGGUCGAGUAUGGCGUAUAG